ACAACUACACAAUUCUAUUCUGGAUCAACAAUCUCAACAUCAACAGUUACUGCCAAUUUUGGAGGUAAUGAUACCGUCAUUGUUGAUUAUCCAUCGAAUCUAAUUACAACUAAAACUCAAUUUUAUUCAGGAUCAUCAAUAUUUACAACUACUGCUACUGCUACAUUUGGAGGUCAAGAUUCAGUUAUUGUCAAUUUUCCAUCGAAUCCAACUAUUACAACUACUCAAUAUUAUUCAGGAUCAACUAUUUUUACAUCGACUGCUACCGCUAUUUUUGGAGGAAAUGAUUCAGUUAUCGUUAAUUAUCCUGUUAAUCCUACUGUCACAACUACUCAAUAUUAUUCAGGAUCAACUAUUUUUACAUCAACUGCUACAAAUAAUUAUGGAGGAAAUGAUACUGUUAUUGUUAAUUACCCUUCCAACCCAACCACGUCAAUAACUCAACUUUACUUAGGUCUGGAAACAUUUACUGAUACUGCAACAGACAAUUUUGGUGGGACAGAUACAGUCAUAGUGCACUUACCAUCACAAACUUACUCAUCAGAAUCCUGGAGUCUCAGUUCACCUUCAUUUGUAACACCAUCAUCAAACGAAAAUUCAUUAUUCACAGAAUCAAAUUCCGAGUCAUCAUCAUUUGAAACUUCAUCAAUUACUUAUUUUACACCUUCAUCAGCUGAAUCCACUUAUCUCGAAUCACCAUUGGAAUCAUCUUCAAUUGAAUCCUCAUAUUUUACCCCAAGUUAUAAUUCGAUACCAUCAAUUGAUCCAGAUUAUAGUUUAACUAAUGAAGCUAGUUCAUCAAAUAAUGUAUUACCAUUAAGUUCAAGUGAUAUGGAAAGUUAUAGAUCUGCUGUUGAUGCUGAGUCUACAGUAUUUGAAAUUCCAUCAAGUUCAAGUGAUAUAGAAAGUCAUAGUUUAACUAGUGAAGCUGAUUCAACAUCAUAUAUAUUACCAUUAAGUUCAAGCUCAAAAAGUAUGGAAAGUUAUAGUUCAACUGGUGAAGCUGAUUCAUCAACAUAUAUAUUACCAUUGAGUUCUAGUUCUACAGAAAGUUAUAGAUCUGCUGUUGAUGCUGAGUCUACAAUAUUUGAAAAUCCAUCAAGCUCGAGUGAAAUAGAAAGUUAUAGUUCAACUAGUGAAGCUGAUUCAACAUCAUAUAUAUUACCAUCAAGUUCAAGUUCUUCGGAAAGUUACAGAUCUGCUGUUGAUGCUGAAUCUACAUUAUAUGAUAAUCCAUCAAGCUCAAGUGAUAUAGAGAGUUAUAGCUCUACUAGUGAAGCUGAUUCAACAUCAUAUAUAUUACCAUCAAGUUCAAGCUCAAGUGAUAUAGAAAGUUAUAGUUCAACUAGUGAAGCUGAUCCAACAACAUAUAUAUUACCAUCAAGUUCAAGUUCUUCGGAAAGCUAUAGAUCUGCUGUUGAUGCUGAGUCUACAAUAUUUGAAAAUCCAUCAAGCUUAAGUGAUAUAGAGAGUUAUAGCUCAACUAGUGAAGCUGAUUCAACAUCAUAUAUAUCAACAUUAAGUUCAAGCUCAAGUGGUAUGGAAAGUUAUGGUUCAACUAGUGAAGCUGAUUCAUCAACAUAUAUAUUACCAUUAAGUUCUAGUUCUACAGAAAGCUAUAGAUCUGCUGUUGAUGCUGAGUCUACAAUAUUUGAAAAUCCAUCAAGUUCAAGUGAUAUAGAAAGUUAUAGUUUAACUAGUGAAGCUGAUUCAACAACAUAUAUUCUACCAUCAAGUGCAAGCUCAAGUGAUAUGGAAAGCAUUAGUUCAUCGACAUAUGUAUUACCAUCAAGUUCAAGUUCUUCGGAAAGUUACAGAUCUGCUGUUGAUGCUGAGUCUACAUUAUUUGAAAAUUUAACGAGUUCAAGUGAUAUCGAAAGUUAUAGUUCAACUAGUGAAGCUGAUUCAACAACAUAUAUUCUACCAUCAAGUGCAAGCUCAAGCGAUAUGGAAAGCAUUAGUUCAUCGACAUAUGUAUUACCAUCAAGUUCAAGCUCUUCAGAAAGUUACAAUUCUGCUGUUGAUGCUGAGUCUACAUUAUUUGAAAAUCCAACAAGUUCAAGUGACGUAAAAAAUUAUAGUUCAACUAAUGAAAUUUCAUCUACAUAUGUACUACCAUUGAGUUCAAGUUUAAGUGAUAUAGAAAGCAAUAGUUCAAUUAAUGACGCUGGCUCAUCAACUUAUACAUUAUCAUUGAGUUCAAGUUCUUCCAAAAGUUACAGAUCUGCUGUUGAUGCUGAAUCUACGAUAAAUGAAAAACCAUCAAGUUCAAGUGAUAUAGAAAAUUAUAGUUCAACCAAUGAAGCUGCUUCAACAUUAUAUAUAUCACCAAUGAGUUCAAGUUCUUCAAAAAGCUACAGAUCUGCUGUUGAUGCUGUUCCUACUUCAUUCAGUAUAAGUAACACAAAAGAAAUCGAGUUAUCAACAUCAUCAUCAUUAUCAUCUUCAUCGUCAACUUCAUCACCAUCAUCAUCAUUAUUAUUAUCACCAUCAUCAUCAUUAUUAUUAUCAUCAUCAUCAUCAUCUUUAUCAUCAUCAAUACCAUUAUCAUCAUCAACAUCAUUAUCUUUGUCAUCAUCAACAUCAUUAUCUUUGUCAUCAUCAUUGUCAUCACCUGAAUCCAGUCUUGAAUCAACCGCAUCGACCUUCUCAACUAUACAAUUACCACCUUUAACUUCAUCCACCACCUCAACAGUCAUAUCAUCUUAUGGUCCAUAUGGCAAUACUAGUGUGCCGGUUUCAACUAUGUCUUAUUCUACAGAAAGUGAAUCUGGAGUAUUUAGUUCAACAACUGCUAGAAGUUUAAAUUUUGUCAGUACAGAUGAGACUAUAAUCCCAAUGAUUACAUCAACAUCAUCAAUAGCUACUUCAAAUUUAAAAACUAGUGCCACAAUCACUAGAUUUCCAACAAGUUUUAAUUCAGGUGAACCAGUCAACUCAAUUGCAAUCAAUAGUGCAUUAUCAUCAGAAUUGUCGGUGGUUCAAAGUGAUGCUGCUAUAAGUGAUUCCGAAUCUGAUCGUUCGACUAUUUCGUCAAGUGCAGCUGUGACUGCUUCGAGCUCAUCAAUUGCUGGUAAUUUUUUGACAAACAAUUCCGACCAAAACAUCUCACCAACUAUAUCUGAAAGUAAUCCCGGGGAAUCAGCAUCAUCAACAACAUCAUCAACUUCAUCAACAUCAUCAACAUCAUCAACUUCAUCAGCAUCAUCAAUAUCACCAUCUCAAAUUGCUCAACCCAAUGAAAGUACUGAAGUUGUUGAACCUACAAAAACACUAAAUUCAAAUAAUGAUAAUGAUUCUAAUUCAACUCCAACAGAAUAUAAUGGUCCAAAAAAUACACAAGGUACUAAUGAUGAACCUGAAAAUGAUAAUCAAUUGCACCCUCAAGAAAGUUCAAGUAGUGUGGAUUCGAUAGGAACGCAAUCAUCUUCUCAUGUUGGAUCAAAUGCAACAAAUGAAUCUGGCCCUGGUGAUUCAAAUACAAUGACAACUUUACAAUCUCCAUCUUCAACAACUAAUGCUGCUGCUAGAGUUAACUCAAAUCAAUCUUCAAAUACCAUUAUGGCUAGACCAUCAGAUAGUAAUUCAAUGAGCAUGCCAACUACAUCAUCUAUGCCAACUUCAACAAUUGAACCAAUUAACACUUACGAAGGUUCAAGUAAUAAAUUAAAAAUAUCUAAAUGGUACUUUGGUAUUUUUAUGCUUAUACUUAGUUUCAGUUUUAACUAA
Lodderomyces pseudojiufengensis is the source of this 3729-nucleotide messenger RNA. RefSeq lists its product as uncharacterized. Gene Ontology annotation, biological process: cell adhesion. The record is from RefSeq and is a predicted model, not a curated record. Lineage: Eukaryota; Fungi; Ascomycota; Pichiomycetes; Serinales; Debaryomycetaceae. The transcript has a single exon. The annotation marks the transcript as partial.